Brassica rapa (field mustard) is the source of this 1478-nucleotide messenger RNA. RefSeq lists its product as uncharacterized. NCBI's taxonomy places the organism in Eukaryota, Viridiplantae, Streptophyta, Magnoliopsida, Brassicales, Brassicaceae. The record is from RefSeq and is a predicted model, not a curated record.
GAAAGUAUAUUUUUAUGGGGAUUUUAAUGAAACAAACCCUUAACUUUGGGCCCAUCCAGUUUUUAACCCUUAAGUAUUUUGAUAAUGAAAUAACUCCUUAACUUAAGUCUGUUAGAAAAAGUAACUCUCCGUCGUUAGCAACGUUUAAACCAAAGAGUUUUGUCUUUUAUGUCCUAUUAAAUGAAGAAAACAACAAGACAUAUCACAGAAACGGUAAACUUUUUAUGAAUGCUUGGUUUGCAUUAAACCACAAUAAAACACAUUGGUUUGGAGAUCAAGAAAAAUCUGAUUUCAUAAACCCUAAAAUCUCAAAAGGUUCAACGACAAGUAUGAUAGAGAUCUCAAAAUUAGUGUGGUGGCUAUAGAGGCAGAGUUUGUUAGUGCAAUUUCAUAAACGAUUGCUCGUUACUCAUCAUUCUCCGUAGGCAAAAAAGGAUUUUGGAAAUCUCUACUUCAUCUUGCUCCAAGAUGAUAAGAACGAGUUUUUUUCGAUUAUAUGUGGGUGGAUAUUGGACCUCCGAUGGUUCGUAUAUUGGUGGUGAUAUAAGGCGGUGUAGGGUAGAGUUUGAAAAUCCAAGUAUAUCAAUGUUAGUAGAUAUGGUUCAGAAUGAAGGUUUUGCAGAUAAUAUGAGGAAGUUUUCAUAUUUCCCAUCCAAAGAAGACUAUAAUCGGAAGGAAUUGUCUACAGACAUUGACGUUGCAGAAAUGAUUAAUUGCAUUCAGGAGUUGGAAAGUAUGAAUCUAUAUGUUGUUAGGGAUGAUGAUCCAUAUUUGGAAGAUGUGCUUGUUGGAGAAGAGGAAGAGGAAGAUGAAGAAGAACCUGAAGAUGAACCUAUUGACUUUUAUCGUGAUGAUUAUGCUGAGACUGACGAUUCAGAUGAUGAUGGCCACCAAGUUUCUUUUUUUGUUGGUCAAGCGUUUCUCUCCAAAGAAAGUUGCAAGAAGGCUAUUGAGAAGUAUGCUAUUAAAGAGAAGGUCAAUAUUCGUUUUCAUAAAUCUGAAAGUAAGAAAGUAGCUGCAGUAUGUGUACAAGAUUGUUGUAGUUGGAGGAUAUAUGCCUCAGUAAACAGCCGGCCUGCUAAUAUGGUUGUGCGGUCGUACAAUUGCACUCACACUUGUUAUCCAACUGGUGUAGUGAAAUUAUAUAGUGCACCGAAGAUAGCAGCUGAUUUUUUGAAUGAGUUUAGGACAAAUCAAAAUUUGAGUGCAGAUCAGAUGAUGCAAAGGUUGCUAAUCCAAGGUCUUCGUCCUGUGAAUGGAAUGGAGCUGUGGAAAACUCACACUAAUGUUGUAGUUAUGCCUCCUCCGGACAGAAUCAUGCCAGGGAGACCAAAGAACAAUGAUAGAAUUCAUGAGCCAACUGAAGCUCUGCCAUCCCAAGUUCUUUCUGCACGUGAAAAAGUUCAAAUGGUAUUAUCAUUUACUAUGUAUUACAUUGGGUAGUAUCACUUGUCUUUUUAUCAUAUCUUACUUUACUU